This is a messenger RNA of Pelobates cultripes (western spadefoot toad), 27431 nucleotides long. NCBI's taxonomy places the organism in Eukaryota, Metazoa, Chordata, Amphibia, Anura, Pelobatidae. The record is from the annotation of a GenBank genome assembly.
CGCGGAUUGUGGAGUGAGGCGCGGGGGGUGCUGGGAUUCCGUGGCUCCCCGUGGCCGGUGUUUCGGGUGGGCGGAGCCUGUGCGGGGCCGUCACUGAGCCCGGGUCGGUGGAGUGAAUCUGGUGACGGACCCCGUGACCCCGCGGCCCCCCCACCGCCUCGCGCUGACAGCCUUCCUGUGUUUUGGUUUUGGAUCACGUGACGGGGUGUGGCCUGGCGGAGGGGCGUGGCUUGUUACUUCCUCGCUCGCGGCUGCAAAGCUAGGUGAGCUGUGACGUCACUUCAUCACUGAAUGGGUUAAUGACUGUGAUAGAGUGCAAGCUCCUGGGGUCAGUGUGUACUGACAGGGUUAAUGGAGUGCAAGCUCCUGGGGUCAGUGUAUGCUGGCACUGUUAAUAGAGUGCAAGCUCCUGGGGUCAGUGUAUGCUGGCACUGUUAGGGUUAAUAGAGUACAAGCUCCUGGGGUCAGUGUAUGCUAGUACUGUUAGGGUUAAUAGAGUGCAAGCUCCUGGGGUCAGUGUAUGCUGGCAGUGUUAAUAGAGUGCAAGCUCCUGGGGUCAGUGUAUGCUGGCACUGUUAGGGUUAAUAUAGUGCAAGCUCCUGGGGUCAGUGUAUGCUAGCAGUGUUAACAGAGUGCAAGCUCCUGGAGUCAGUGUAUACUGGCAGUGUUAAUAGAGUGCAAGCUCCUGGGGUCAGUGUGUACUGACAGUGUUAAUAGAGUGCAAGCUCCUGGGGUCAGUGUAUAUUGGCAGUGUUAAUGGAGUGCAAGCUCCUGGGGUCAGUGUAUAUUGGCAGUGUUAAUGGAGUGCAAGCUCCUGGGGUCAGUGUAUAUUGGCAGUGUUAAUGGAGUGCAAGCUCCUGGAGGUCAGUGUGUACUGACAGUGUUGAUAGAGUGCAAGCUCCUGGGGUCAGUGUAUAUUGGCAGUGUUAAUGGAGUGCAAACUCCUGGGGUCAGUGUGUACUGACAGUGUUAAUAGAGUGCAAGCUCCUGGGGUCAGUGUAUAUUGGCAGUGUUAAUGGAGUGCAAGGUCCUGGGGUCAGUGUAUAUUGGCAGUGUUAAUGGAGUGCAAGCUCCUGGAGGUCAGUGUGUACUGACAGUGUUAAUAGAGUGCAAGCUCCUGGGGUCAGUGUAUAUUGGCAGUGUUAAUGGAGUGCAAACUCCUGGGGUCAGUGUGUACUGACAGUGUUAAUAGAGUGCAACCUCCUGGGGUCAGUGUAUAUUGGCAGUGUUAAUGGAGUGCAAGCUCCUGGGGUCAGUGUGUACUGACAGUGUUAAUAGAGUGCAAGCUCCUGGGGUCAGUGUGUACUGGCAGGGUUAGUGUUAAUAGAGUGCAAGCUCCUGGGGUCAGUGUAUACUGGCAGUGUUAAUAGAGUGCAAGCUCCCCGGGUCAGUGUAUGCUGGCACUGUUAGGGUUAAUAGAGUGCAAGCUCCCGGUGUCAGUGUGUGCUGGCACUGUUAGGGUUAAUAGAGUGCAAGUUCCUGGGGUCAGUGUAUACUGGCAGUGGUAGUGUUAAUAGAGUGCAAGCUCCUGGGAUCAGUGUUGGGGUUAUAAAGUGCAAGCUCCUGGGUCAGUGUUAGAGUUAAUAGAGUGCAAGCUCCUUGGUCAAUGUUACCGUUAUAGAGUGCAAGCUCCUGGGGUUAUUGAUAAUAGAGCCCAAGCUGUUGGGGUGUAUGUGUGCUGGCAAUGCAGGGAUUUGAAGGGGACUCGCCACUACCAAAUAACCAAGUCAGUGUUUUGUAGAUAUACCCCCAAAUAAUAAUGUAGUAUUUACUUAUCUAUUAUUUUCACUUGGUUUAUAUCUAAACACAGCCUGGAAAUGAUGCCGAUCUCUUGUCUGCACCCUUUACAAUCCAUCCCCUUCUUACCCUGCCCAGACCUUCUGUGGCUGUCUAAUCACAUACUCUUAAAGGAUCACUAUAGUGUCAUGGAAAACAAAGCGUUUUUCCUGACACUAUAGUGCCCUGAGGAUGCCCCCACCCUCAGGGACCCCUUCCCAUGGCGAAAACCCCUUCAGCCACUUACCUUAAUCCAGCGCCGGGCUCCCUCGGCGCUGGUGACCACUCCUCCCCCGCGACGUCAGCUCCCCCGUCUGACGUCAGCGGAGCCGAAUGCGCAUUCAAAGUGUCCAUAGGAAAGCAUUUCUCAAUGCUUUCCUAUGGACGCUCUGUGUGAUGGAGGCGAAAUGUGCCUCCAGCGUCACAGAUGCGCCUCUAGUGGCUGUCCGGAAGACAGCCACUAGAGGCUGGAUUAACCCCAAAUGUAAACAUAGCCGUUUCUCUGAAACGGCUAUGUUUGCAUCUGAAGGGUUAAAACCUGAGGGACCUGUCACCCAGACCUCUUCAUUGAGCUUAAGUGGUCUGGGUGACUAUAGUGUCCCUUUAAUGCAGCUAAAUGAGAAGUAUUUGGAAGGCCGUUACUUUGGGCCAUUGGUGCCUCUUGAGUUCAGUUCAGCUGAGCUUAUAAAACCAGGAAGUAACAGGACCAAUUAUCUGAUUGACAGGUGGGGGGGAGGGUAACAAGGUUAAUUUAUAAAAGCGACAAUUUUUAUUGAAAUUUGCACACUCUUCACAUAUAAAGCAUUUCAGCAAGAUAGGAGUGUGUCUAGUGUUCCUUUAAUCCAGAAGUUGAAAUGAUGUGGCACUCUCAGGGAAAAAGGUAUAGGAACAAAUGCUCCUCCGGUACUUUGUAGUAGAGGCCCUCAACCUCUCAAGAGGUAGAAUAUAAAUCAUUGAUAAAACGGGGUAGGUGCUGAGCCUAAAUAGUUCUUAUUUGGAUAUAUGCAACGACAAGGAAAAAGAACAGAAGAAACUAAUAGUGUAAUAUAUUAAAACUGUUGUUGGUAUAAAUAAGAUAAAAUGCGCAGACACGCUUUUAUGGAGCUUCAAUGUAGCUCCAACUUAUGUGCCUGGGCGAAUGAUUCCCACCUAAGGAUAUAGUGCAGUGCAGAUGCUAUGUGGUCGUAGUUGUGGAAGGUAUCCUCAUUAUUAUUAUUAUUAUUAUUAUUAUUAUUUAUAUAGCGCCUUCAGAUUCUGUAGCGCUGUACAAUGGGUGGACUAACAGACAUGUAAUUGUAACCAGACAACUGGACGUACAGGAACAGAGGGGUGGAGGGCCCUGCUCCAUUAGCUUACAUUCUCAUAAACAUAACAGAUCAAAAUCGUAGUAUUGUUUAGUACAUUGAGCUUUGAAGCAGGGGUAGGUAUAAAUAUAAAAUAUGCACUCACAUGCAGUGCAGCCCUAAGAUUUGCUCCAAAAAUAGCGCGGGAAGUGGUAUGAUAAUCUCUCAAGGAAAUAGGUGUUGUCAGUAUCUCUCCGUAGGUAUGUAUAUAGAAAGAUACAAAAUAAAAACCAUAGCGUCUGACCUGCUUGAGCAGAGAUGAGCAGGGCUGGAACUAGAGGACGGAUGGCUCAUCUUAAAGGGACACUGUAGGCACUCAGACCACUUCAGCUAAUUGAAGUGCUGUGACCCUUUUGCACUUAGUGCUGCAAUGUAAAACAUUGCAGUUCCAGAGAACUAGGAACACCUCUCCAAAGUGCCAGACGCCGUCGAAUGUGAGCAUUUGCCCACUCAAGUCUGUUACGACGUCGAACUGCAGUCAGGUCAAGACCCCAAUGAGGACGACGAGCAUGCAGAUGAGCUUCCGUGAGACGGUUUCUGACAAUUUGUGCAGAAAUUCUUUGGUUAUGCAAACCGAUUGUUGCAGCAGCUGUCCGGGUGGCUGGUCUUGGAGGUGAAGAUGCUGGAUGUGGUGUUCCUGGGCUGGUGUGGUUACACGUGGUCAGUGGUUGCACGCUCCCUCAAAACUUGCGACAUCUGUGGCAUUGUGUUGUGUGAUAAAACUGCACAUUUAGAGUGGCCUUUUUAUUGUGGCCAGCAUAAGGCACACCUGUGCAAUAAUCAUGCUAUCUAAUCAGCAUCUUGAUAUGCCACACCUGUGAGGUGGAUGGAUUAUCGGCAAAGGAGAAGUGCUCACUAACACAGAUUUACACAGAUUUGUGAACAAUAUUGGAGAGAAAUAGACCUUUUGUGUACAUAGAAAAAGUCCUAGAUCUUUAAUUCUAGCUCAUGAAAAAUGGGGGCAGUAACAAAAGUGCUGCACUUAGAAUUUUGUUCAGUGUAUAUAAAUAAUAAUAAAAUAAAGAGUAAAAAAUAGAUAAAACAGUAUCAAUAGUACACUUUUGUCAAAGUACUUUAUUUUUAAAAAAUAAAUAAAAUAAAAACAGUAACAAAGAGAAAAAUAGAUAAAACGUAUAAAGAGUACACUUAAAGGACCACUAUAGUGCCAGGAAAACAUACUAGUUUUCCUGGCACUAUGGUGCCCCCACCCUCAGGGUCCCCCUCCCGCUGGGCUGGAUGGAGAGGAAAGGGUUAAACUUACCUCUUUCUCCAGCGCCGGGUGUGGAGCUCUCCGCCUCCUCUCCUCCUCUUCGGCUGAAUGCGCAUGCGUGGCAGGAGCCGCGCGCGCAUUCAGCCAGUCCAUAGGAAAGCAUUCUCAAUGCUUUCCUAUGGACGCUGGCGUCUUCUCACUGUGAAACCCCAUAAACAUAGCAGUUUCUCUGAAAUAGAAAAAAGGGUUAACCCUAGCUGGACCUGGCACCCAGACCACUUCAUUAAGCUGAAGUGGUCUGGGUGCCUAUAGUGGUCCUUUAACCCCUUAACGCCGUUACGGCGUUCUAUGCCGUCCCGCAUUUAAAGGGCUUUAAAGCUGUUGCGGCGGCAUAGGUACUUACCUCCACCGCGAUCCUCUUCUGGAGGGCUGCCUGACAGCCCAGGCAGCCCUCCCCCGGCAAAUGAGGCCCCCAGGGGCCAUCUGAUUGCUCUCAAAGAGCGAUCACAUGGCCCCCUAUAGCUUGCUGUGGAUCUGCCAGCAGGGGGACUGUCUGAAAUAUCAGACAGUCCCCCUGCUGGUGGGAAAGUAAAAAUAAAAUUAAUUAAACAUGUUUAAAAUAAAUUAAAAGUAUUUAUAUAUAUAUAUAUAUAUAUAUAUAUAUAUAUAUAUAUAUAACUAUCUUCCCAGGCCCCAGCACUCAAUGUUCCCGGUCUUUUCCAUGCUCCGGUGCAAGUAAUCUCUGACCAAUAUAUAGCAUCCAAGUAGAGAGCUAUAUACACAUAUAUAUAUAUAUAUAUAUAUAUAUAUAUAUAUAUAAUUACAAUAAUAAAUAAAUAAAAUAAUAAAAUAAAUAAAAUAUUGAAACAAAAUUUUAUAUAAAUUAUAUAUACAUAUGUAAUUUCAUUCUAACUGUAUUUUGUUAUUAAUAUAUAUAUAUAUAUUGGUAACAAAAUACACUUAGAAUAACAUUCUAUAUAUAUCUAUCUAUAUAUAAAAUACAAAUACCCGCAAAUAUAUAUAUAUAUAGAUAAAUACAUAUAAUUACAUAAAAGAUUACAUUAGUAUACACGUAGAAUUUAAAUACCUAUAAAUGCAUAUAUAUUAAAAUUCUAAGUGUAUAUUUAAGUAAUCUUUUAACAUAAUUAUGUGAUUUGAUUAAUUAAAAUUUGAUUGACAUGCCUGAAACACAGGGAGAAAGUGCAGAGAAUUUAAUUCGCAAGCACUAUAUUUGACCCUGUAACUCUCCAAGACACCAUAAAACCUGUAUAUAGGGGGUACUGUUUUACUCGGUAAACUUCGCUGAACUCAAAUAUUAGUGUUUCAAAAUGAUAAAUUGUAUUACAACGAUGAUAUUUUAAGUAAAAGUGACGUUGUUUGCAUUUCUUACAAACGAAUGGCACUUUUAUGGACUAUAUUAUUAUUGUAAUAUGUUUUACUGUUUUAAAACACUAAUAUUUGUGUUUAGUGAAGUCUCCCGAGAAUAACAGUACCCCCCAUGUACAGGUUUUAUGGUGUUUUGGAAAGUUAGAGAGUCUCACUUUUUAAUUUUUUUUUAUUCAUAAUAAAUUAUGUUCCAUAUAUGAGUAGUUAAUGAUAAAUUAAAGCCCUGUUUCUCCUGAACAAAAUGAUAUAUAAUAAGUGUGGGUGCACCUAAUGUGACAGCGGUGAAUUACGGGUGAACAGACAUAUAGCGCAAAUUCCAGUUUUUGUUUACGUUUUGUUUUGAUCAGAACGUGCACUAUUGACUCCUUUCUGAAGGGGUUAAAGUAAAGGUAAGUACAAUGUUCUUAUUACUUCACUUAGGGAGGAUCUAAGUAGGUAGCAGGACACUAUAUUGUUAUUAAUACAUGUUUGUAUUUCUAUUGUUAUAAUGUCACUUUAACACGGCUAAACUUAUCCUAUGAUUGCUGGGAGUUGUAGUUGAAUUGACUGUUUUCUACUGUAGAACAGCUGAGUUCGACCUCCAUGGCAUCCCAUUGUACAGCGCUACGGAAUUUGUUGGCGCUAUAUAAAUAAUAAAAAAAAAAUAAUAAUAAUCAAGUACAACAGUGUGUAUUUAGUCAUUACGUAAGAUGUUGAUUUCCAGAUUAAUUUGUGUUUUGGUUCUUGGAUCAUUACUUUAACAUCACAUGUAAAUUAUUCUCAACAGCAACCAAAAUGUUUUAUUUUUCUGGUCUUGUGUUACAUGUUAAAUGGCUGCAGAGGGUGAUGAUAAAUUGAAAUCCAUAACAAAACAAAAAACAAACCACGUGCGUCUUUCUCGUACAGCUAUUCUGUUUUCAUCUCGUGUUCGAGGAUUGGCCAGCUUCGUCCCCCCUCACACCCUCUUUUUCUUAGUCAUUGCUUAGUUCCUUGGCUGCUGUGUAUUAACCCUUUAACUCAUUUAUUACAAACCAUGUCAUUGUGGAAUCCCCAUAACAUUAAUAAUGUGUUAGCUGAUGGAUAUGUAUAGGUCACUGAAAUAAAUCCCCUUGUUUUGUAAAUAGUGUGUUUGAUUCUGGUAAGAGUUUACUGGAUGUCUAACAGAUGCUUAGCUGAGGGUGCAGCUGGAUGGGCCGUUUUUAUUGUAAUCCCUGUACACUCAGCGUACAAAUCCGCCAUUGUGUCUUCCUGAAGGUCUGUGUUUAACACCCCCUCUUUUGAUCAUACAUCUGCUUUGUGUUGGCUCGUUUCACUCUCUCCCUCCGCGUCAAGCUGUCUCUUGUUUUGUUCUAUUUCUCCAAACCACUUCCGCUUUGCUUACUUAUUUCAUUUGCAAAGUGCUGAUAUUUCUGUCCUGGGAAGUACAAAUGAUACAAUACUCAAGGUUACAUGUUUACCUGUCCUGGCACAGGAAGCUGUAAUUCAGUUAUAUUCAAUCUGUAUGUAGAAUGGACAGGGGAUUGGGAAAAUUCCUACAUUCCCUCCUGAUAAAACUCCUCUAAUUAACCUGUUAAAGUCUGCGAUAUCACAUGAAUAUUGCUUAAUUCUCCUGGACGUUCGACACACUAGAUACCAUUUAAUAGAUAUAUCAGUCUUCUGUGUAUCUUAAGGUAAAACAGAAAUCUACUUCUCCGCCCCCUGCACUUGUUACUAGACUAUUUUAGAGAGUAUUGUACCCUUUCAGUGACUCGUACAUGGUUUCAGUUUGUGUUUUGGUUUGGUUGCAGCCGGUAGAUAUUUUUGAGAAACUAGCUAAACAUUUCUGCAGAUUUUCUGUAAUAACAGUUUGUUUUCAAACAUUUUUUAUUUUUUAUCUAGUUAGCUUAACUUUGCAAAUGAAAAUGUGUGCCCUUGCGUUGAGUACCGUUGUGACUGCGUUGUGUUCUCUCUCCCAAGGAUGGUGGGAGGGAUGAAGGACUGCCACAGACAGGUUUUGUUGAAGUCACGGAUUUUUCUAUCAAAUAAUAUGGAGCCCGACGAAGUGCUGGAGCAUCUUGUGGAAAAAGAAAUCUUGACAAAUGUAAUGUAUGCCAGAAUCAAGGUAAGGGGAAUAGUAAGAUCACUUAGUUUUAAGUGACGUUUUCUUAACAUACAUGUGUAACAGUUCAAGUGCUUUACUUACCUUAGCGUUUUCAUUUACCUUUCAGGCUUUUCCAGUGCAAUAUGAUCAGAAUAUUGCUUUACUGACUAUGCUACCAAAACGAGGGCCAAAAGCAUUUUCUGAAUUCUGCAAUGUUUUACGAGAGACUGGCCAGAAGUAUUUAGCUGAGGAACUGGAAAAUAAGCUAUGUUCUCUUGACACACCAGAGGUGGGUUUCAUCAUCAAACAUGUCCAGAUGCCCUGUGUCAGAGCAUUGAUAGGAUAAUGACAUAAAUCCAAACCUGGUUCUGGUUUUAUGUUGGUGCUUUCAGGGACAAGUGCUUUCUAAGGGACACUGGAGCUAACUGCUUUAAAGCCUCCACUGUUUAUUUAGCUUUGCGCCACACAGUAGCCUACAAUACUGUAAUAGCCAGUUUUGUAUUCACAAACGAUUACUAAACACCAUCCGUAGAGAAAAGAAAAUAACAGAUACAUUGAUUUGUAUUAAAAUAUAUAUACUGAUCAGCCACAACAUUAAAACCACUGACAGGUUAAGUGAAUAACAUUGAUUAUAUCAUUACAAUGGCACCUGUCAAGGGGCGGGAUAUAGUAGACAGCAAGUAACCAAUCAGCUCUUUUCAUGUGUUAAAAGCAGAAGAAAUGGACAAGUGAAACGGUUGGGUAACUGGGUAAGAACAACUCCAAAACAGCAAGUCUUGUGGGGUCUUCCAUAUAUGCUUUGGUUAGUACAAGGAAAUACAAUUGGUGAACCGGCGUUGGGGUCAUCGGCGCCCAAGGCUCAUUGAUACUUGUGGGGAGGGAAGUCUAGCCCGUCUGGUAGCUCAAAUUGCUGAAAAACGUAAUGCCUGCCAUAAUAGAAAGGUGUCAGAAAAACAGUGUAUGGAGUUUGGAGUAUGGGGCUGCAUAGUCCCAGACCUUUCAGAGUGCCCACCGCCAAAACCGCCUUUAAUGGGGAUGUGAGCGUCAGAAUUAGACAAAGAAAGAAGGUUGUUUGGUCUGAUGAGUCACAUUUUUUUUAGAUCGGUUGGUUGCCCGGGUCUGUGUGCGUUGUUUACCUGGUGAAGAGAUGGCAGCUAAUUGCACUACUGAUCUUAGAGCCAUAGUAAAUGAUUGUAGUAUCCAAUAGCAAUCAUCAAUCUUUUCUGGAAGAGACACAGAUUAGCCUGGCGACACAUUCAUCAAUUGUAACUUAUUAUGUAUUGAAUAAAGUUCUUCGGUGUCGUACCAGCCUUUGAGAAAAACCGCACCAUUAUACUAAGCUGGUGGAUAUAAAAUGCCUUCUCUAUAUAGGUUGGGCCUGCUGAAGGUAGGCAUGGUGAACCAGUUCUGACAAGGCACCAGUCAGUGUAGGAUGUAAAAGCUUAAAUAUAAAGUGUAAAAAUAGACAAAGGAUAUAAAAAUACACCAAAGUGUUAUGAGAACUAGGUAAUCAGACUCUGCUAAUGCUUGUGAUGGAGUAUACUAAUUUAAUCAUUUCCUAAUUAAUAAAUUAGAGUCCCAGUAAUGUUGGCCUCGAUUUGCAACUAUUAGUCACUGUUCUUCAUAGCAAGUUCUUAGAGAGAGAAAAAAAAGUAAAAAAGAAUAUUUUUUUUGUAAGAAAUAUUAAUAAACCAAUUGAAUUGCUGCAAAAAUUGAGUUUUUACAAUAAUAUUGGUUAGGUCUUAAAAGUAGCAACAUAUUUAAAAGGACACUAUAGUCACCAGAACAACUACAGCUUAGUUGUUCUGUUGAGUGAAGUCAGUCCCUGCAGGCAUUUUGUUGCAAACACAGAAAAGAGGCAAUGUUUACAUUACAACCUAGGGAGACCUCCAGUGGCCACUCCUCAGACGGCCACUAGAGGUGCUGCAUUGUGUGCAGCACUGGCACUCAGCGUCUCCUCUUUCUGCGUCUCUAUGAGGAGAUGCUGAUUGGACAGAAUGGCGUUUGGCUCCGUCCUCACCCGCCUCCUUGGCUGAGAUCAUCUAAAUUACUGAUCUCAGCCAGUCCAAUGCUUUCCUAUUGGAAAGCAUUGUGACUGGUUGAAAUCAUUUCUUCUGAUAAUGACAGCCAAGGAGGCAGACAUGCAUAAAAAUGGAAAUAAGGUAAGAUUUUACUAUAUCUUUGGGGGCUAGAUAGGGAUUUUAACACUAUAGGGUCAGCAAUACACGUCUGCGUUCCUGACCCUAUGGUGUUCCUUUAAUAUUUGCACAGCAGAUUCAAAAACUGUCCAAACUAGAGCAGAUUAAAAACUGCUGAAGCUUUCUGCACUCCCUUUUGGCUUGGAGAAAAGCCAGUAGUAUUUUACAAAUCUCUCAAUAAGACAUUUACAAUGACAAAUACAAUUAUUUAUCUAGCACCAACGUAUUAGGCAGCACUGUACAAGAGUUAAACAAGACAGCAAAACAUGUUUGACAAACAGAAUCAAUUGGUGAAGAUAGCCCUGUGCAAACAAACUCACAAUCUAAACAUUCAUGUUCUUGUUUUAUUCCUCGCAUAACGGACAGACUAAAUAAAUCUGUUUAUCGGACCUAUAUAUACCUGCCCCCAGCUUUCACAGGUGUACGAUCCCUGCUUUUUUCAAGUCCUUUAUUUAAAGGGAAGCAUUAGUUAAAUCUCCUGUGUCUGGAAUGGCAUUUUUUUGCAUCAGUCGUUUCUUUAAGCAUUUGCGUAUUUUUAAAGAAUUCCGACCUUGAAUUCUAUAAUAUAUUUUAGCUGACUGAGAGUUGGAAUACUUAGCUCAAUUUCCUGCUGCUUUCUAAUUGUGCUUGCAAUUUGUUUCUGGGGGUGAAAGGGUUAGCAAUCACAAUCUGUCUGCACUAGAACGAAAUAAUGGUAAAAAUAUCCCUUUUACUAUCACCCAAAUUAGACGGAAGGCAAUGCUUCUUUCUCAGUCAGUUUCUAAUGCCUUAACCUGUGCCAACAGAUGGGAAUAUAGAUUUGUCUUUUAUCUCUGUGUUCUAGCUCCUAACAUCCAUUUACCGUGCUUUGUUUAUAAUAACAUCUUUCUUUUGUUGCAGCAGAAGACCUUGCCAUACCCUGUACACGAGACAGGCGUCAGAAGAAUGCUCUGGACAGGUAAAUAUUUGCGGGUACAAUUUGUUACAUUGCCUCCUUUACCUGUGACCAGCAUGCACCACCCUCCUGUAACAGUAUUAGUGAAGAACUAUGAGUAAAGGUAUGCCCUAAAUUUAAAAUAAGGAUCCUGGGAGAUUUUAUAAACUUGUGCAAAUAGUUCCAUUCGUGUUUUCCUCAUUGAAACUACACAAGAUGUUGUAUUCUUAAUUGUAAUUUUGUGCAGCUUUUAAAUGAGAGCUGUGUUCCAGAUCCAGUCAGUUUAUAGGACGUGUGAAGUUCUAUCAUUUAAAGCUGUUUUGGACUAUAGUUAGCUGAUUUCCUUAUCCUUGUCUCUGUAAAUUUCACUGGAGAAUAUGUGGUACUGGUUCAAUUCUCACAGUUGUAGGUUUGAUCACCCACCCAGACACGCAGCCCUCACAGUUCAUCCAUCCAAGGUCAAUAAAAUAAGUGCUAUUGAUUAAGUUAAUAUCUGUAGUAGAUGCACACAUUGUCAGUUAGCCAGAAAUAGCAUGCCUGCAACGUUAAUUCUUUCAAAAACUUUCAUCUGUAUUUUCCUGUCUGUCAUUCUUGUCAUAUAUUCAAUUACUGAGCUUCAAAUAAAUCUAAUAAUGGAGUUCAAAUUAACAAGUUUGGAAGAGCGAAGGUGUUGCCAUGUAAAUUUCAGAUAUUUGAUCAUUUAAACAAUAAUGAACACUGUUGGUUUGGUGAAACUACCAAUUGUCUUGAGGAACUAAUGUUACUAUAUUUAAAGAACAUUUAUAUUUUCUUCACUGGGGAAUCCAUUUUUCCACUAAUGUAUACUUCUUUUUUGGUUAAUGAAUUUGAUCUUAUUACACAUAAUGGUGGCUGAGGUUUCACAUAGUCAGUUGUAAGUAAACAAUUAAAGCCAAUUAAAUUUUUUAUAUUGGCAAUUAUUCUUGGCAAGACAAAACUUGUAAGGUAAACUAAACCUGUAUUCUCAUCUUUCUGACUUUUAUACAAUAAACCGUGUUGUACGAAGAGAAUUAGAAUAUGCAUAGAUGACAUGAUUGCUCAACCAACCUGAAUAUGAAUAAAACGUUCUUUGUUUCCGUGUGAAUAGUCUCUGCAAGAUUAAAGACUAGUAAAGUCAGACUAAACAGACCAAUUUAAUCAUGGAAGCUUCCAGCUCUAUUUGUUUUGUGGGAGGGGUCACCGCUAAGACGAUAUUCACGUUAACCUGUGUUUUCUUUCAGAAUCCCCUGACUAUUCUAUUGAUGAUGGAGAUGGCCCGAUCGUGGUUUCAUUUUGCAGUGUUGAUUUCUACCUGUCUCAUCAUAAUGAGGUCAGUAAAUCUCGAUACGUUCCUAUUUCAAAAUCGAUACAGAAAGUCUCUAAAGUGAAGGCAUUAUGGCUGACUGAGAUUAUCAGUUCUCUAAAGGGAAACAGUGGUCAAAACUAUGCUGCAUUUUUUAUGUAUUAUAUUUGUGAGUUUAAGUGUUUUAAAUAAAUAAAACAAAAAAAACAACAUAUUUUAAAGACCCACAAAUUUUACAGCUUAGAAAAUCUGACUAUACCUUCAAGCAGAUUCCUCCCUCUCCAGGAAGAUACUCCACCAACCAGAAGCCUCUCAUUUUCAUAUAUGGGUUCUAAUCUUAUGGAAUAAGUAGUUUAUACCCAGAGAGCAAUUUACUCAUCACAUAUAAUUAUGAGCUGAUGUCUAAGUAUAGCUCAGUUUGGCAGGGGUAAAGCAACAGCCAUUGUCCCUGACUCAUUUAUGCCAUGUUAUCCUGCAGACGCUGCUUUACCUUUAGAAUUAUGCUAUGUACAUGAAGCAUUAGGGCAGUGGUUCCAAACUUUUUUUCAACUGACUACCGCUUGGCAGCCUAUUACGAUAAUUUGUACCCUCAUAUUAUCAUAAUGUUUGUUAUUAUAACGCUCUUUUUCUGCCCCAAGAUCUCCCUGCUCUUCCUCUGUCCCAGGCUCCCUUACCUCAGGCCCCCCCUGCUUCUCUUCUGUUCCAACUAAGUAUAAUGUAUAUAUUACAAAUACAUUUAUUUACAUACACACACACACCGACAGUCAUCCACAUACACAGAUGCAAACACUGCUACACAUGCGGAUGCACAGAUACAAACACUGACACACAUGCAGAUACACACACAGAUGCAAACACUGACACCAUACAGCUGCACAGACACACUAGUACACGCACUGACACACAUGCAGAUACACAAAUAUAAACACUGACACAUACAGAUACACACACUGGCAUGCAUACAGAUGUACAGACACACAUACAAACCUUGACACACAUGCAGAUACACAGAUACAAACACUGCCACAACUGCAGAUACACACACACACUGAUACAAACACUGACAAACUUACAGAUGUACAGAUACACAGACUCAGACAUACACCCUGACACACAUGCAAAUACAAACACUACAGACACUUAAAACACAAACAUUCAGGUCACAAUUUUAGCCACCCUUCAGUUUUCUUGCUGGAGGGUGGCUCGCUGUUAUACCUUCGCUUCAGCUGGUUUGAGUGGGCUGGGUGAAAGUGACCGGCUGCCACUUCCUUCCAGCUCUCCAUCUAUUAAAGCAUGUAGUGCACGACUGGGCCCCUUAGAUGUCCGUUGAAUGGCUCUAGGUGCAUGGGCCACCCGACGGACCUGCAAUUCCCAGCCUGUGUGGUGGGUUUGCACCGGCGGCAGAACUGCCAUUACUGAUUUGUUUUUGUGUACCACGAGGGCACAGAAUUGUACCCCUGCGAGUACGUAUACACAGGUUGUGAACCCCUGCAUUAGGGGAAGAUGGUUAUGGUUCCUGGCAUCUUAUGCAAAACAAGGGGCAACAUAGGUCUGACAUGAUGACAGACCAGUAACAGAACCAUUGUUUACCAUGAAAUCCUACACAACUGCAUAUCAUUUGAUAUAUUCUCACCAUUUAGUAAAUAAUGAUACAGUGUUCCCUCAAACCAGUCCCAAAUCACUGCUGCUUAGGUGAUGAACUUUUUAUAAAAAAUAAAUACAGAGAUUGCACCUAAUUUUCUGUCUGCAUUAGGCGUACAAGCUUACCUCUUGUCCACGUGGUCUCGCCUUAAUCAUCAGCAACACAAAGUUUUCUACUCCGGACUUGGAUUUUCGGCAUGGGGGAGAUGUGGAUUUGGCCUCUCUGACGCAGCUAUAUUCCCGUCUGGGUUAUAAAGUUAUCCCACACAAUAAUCUAACCGCUCAGGUAACAAAACUGGAAACUGCAGGUCUUUAUUGCAAAGUUUUUUUACUCACAUACAGCACUCUAAUAACCCUUACACGAAAUACAAUGUACACGUGAACCAACUGCUUUAAUGGCUCACAUACAGCACUCUAAUAACUCCUACAUUAAAUACAAUGUACACAUGAACUAACUGCUGUAAUGGCUCACAUACAGCACUCUAAUAACUCCUACAUUAAAUACAAUGCACAUGUGAACCUACUGCUUUAAUGGCUCACAUACAGCACUCCAAUAACUCCUACAUUAAAUACAUUGCACACGUGAACCAACUGCUUUAAUGGCUCAGAUACAGCACUCUAAUAACUCCUACAUUAAAUACAAUGUACACAUGAACCAACUGCUUUAAUGGCUCACAUACAGCACUCUAAUAACCCCUACAUUAAAUACAAUGUACACAUGAACUAACUGCUUUAAUGGCUCACAUACAGCACUCUAAUAACCCUUACACGAAAUACAAUGUACACAUGAACUAACUGCUUUAAUGGCUCACAUACAGCACUCCUAUAACCCCUACAUUAAAUACAAUGUACAUGUGAACCUACUGCUUUAAUGGCUCACAUACAGCACUCCUAUAACCCCUACAUUAAAUACAUUGUACACGUGAACUAACUGCUUUAAUGGCUCACAUACAGCACUCUAAUAACCCCUACAUUAAAUACAAUGUACACCUGAACUAACUGCUUUAAUGGCUUACAUACAGCACUCUAAUAACCCUUACACGAAAUACAAUGUACACAUGAACUAACUGCUUUAAUGGCUCACAUACAGCACUCCUAUAACCCCUACAUUAAAUACAUUGUACACGUGAACUAACUGCUUUAAUGGCUCACAUACAGCACUCUAAUAACUCCUACAUUAAAUACAUUGCACACGUGAACUAACUGCUUUAAUGGCUUACAUACAGCACUCUAAUAACCCUUACACGAAAUACAAUGUACACGUGAACUAACUGCUUUAAUGGCUCACAUACAGCACUCUAAUAACUCCUACAUUAAAUACAAUGUACACAUGAACUAACUGCUUUAAUGGCUCACAUACAGCACUCCUAUAACCCCUACAUUAAAUACAUUGCACACGUGAACUAACUGCUUUAAUGGCUCACAUACAGCACUCUAAUAACUCCUACAUUAAAUACAAUGUACACAUGAACCAACUGCUUUAAAGGCUCACAUACAGCACUAUAAUAACUCCUACAUUAAAUACAAUGUACAUGUGAACCUACUGCUUUAAUGGCUCACAUACAGCACUCUAAUAACAGCUACAUUAAAUACAAUGCACACAUGAACCAACUGCUUUAAUGGCUCACAUACAGCACUCUAAUAACUCCUACAUUAAAUACAAUGCACAUGUGAACCUACUGCUUUAAUGGCUCACAUACAGCACUCCAAUAACUCCUACAUUAAAUACAUUGCACACGUGAACCAACUGCUUUAAUGGCUCACAUACAGCACUCUAAUAACUCCUACAUUAAAUACAAUGUACACGUGAACCAACUGCUUUAAUGGCUCACAUACAGCACUCUAAUAACUCCUACAUUAAAUACAAUGUACACAUGAACCAACUGCUUUAAUGGCUCACAUACAGCACUCUAAUAACCCCUACAUUAAAUACAAUGUACACAUGAACUAACUGCUUUAAUGGCUCACAUACAGCACUCUAAUAACCCUUACACGAAAUACAAUGUACACAUGAACUAACUGCUUUAAUGGCUCACAUACAGCACUCCUAUAACCCCUACAUUAAAUACAAAGUACAUGUGAACCUACUGCUUUAAUGGCUCACAUACAGCACUCCUAUAACCCCUACAUUAAAUACAUUGUACACGUGAACUAACUGCUUUAAUGGCUCACAUACAGCACUCUAAUAACCCCUACAUUAAAUACAAUGUACACGUGAACUAACUGCUUUAAUGGCUUACAUACAGCACUCUAAUAACCCUUACACGAAAUACAAUGUACACAUGAACUAACUGCUUUAAUGGCUCACAUACAGCACUCCUAUAACCCCUACAUUAAAUACAAUGUACACAUGAACCAACUGCUUUAAUGGCUCACAUACAGCACUCUAAUAACCCCUAUAUUAAAUACAAUUUACACAUGAAAUAACUGCUUUAAUGGCUCACAUACAGCACUCUAAUAACUCCUACAUUAAAUACAAUGUACAUGUGAACCUACUGCUUUAAUGGCUCACAUACAGCACUCUAAUAACUCCUACAUUAAAUACAAUGCACACGUGAACCUACUGCUUUAAUGGCUCACAUACAGAACUCUAAUAACAGCUACAUUAAAUACAAUGUACACAUGAACCAACUGCUUUAAUGGCUCACAUACAGCACUCUAAUAACUCCUACAUUAAAUACAAUGCACAUGUGAACCUACUGCUUUAAUGGCUCACAUACAACACUCCAAUAACCCCUACAUUAAAUACAAUGUACACAUGAACCAACUGCUUUAAUGGCUCACAUACAGCACUCUAAUAACCCCUACAUUAAAUACAAUGAACACAUGAACCAACUGCUUUAAUGGCUCACAUACAGCAUUCUAAUAACCCCUACAUUAAAUACAAUGUACACAUGAACUAACUGCUUUAAUGGCUCACAUACAGCACUCUAAUAACCCUUACACGAAAUACAAUGUACACAUGAACCAACUGCUUUAAUGGCUCACAUACAGCACUCUAAUAACCCCUACAUUAAAUACAAUGUACAUGUGAACCUACUGCUUUAAUGGCUCACAUACAGCACUCCUAUAACCCCUACAUUAAAUACAAUGUACACAUGAACUAACUGCUGUAAUGGCUCACAUACAGCACUCCUAUAACCACUAUAUUAAAUACAAUGUACACAUGAACUAACUGCUUUAAUGGCUCACAUACAGCACUCUAAUAACUCCUACAUUAAAGUCAUUGUACAUGUGAACCAACCGCUUAAAUUACUCCCAUACUGCACUCUAAUAACCUAUACAUUAAAUACAAUGCAGAACCUGUAAAGUAGACACAUACUAACAGCUCUAGAAACUCUCUCUGCAUACAUGCUGCAUGUGUAAUGUUAUCUCCUUUUAUCUCCUACCUCAGGACAUGCUCUGUAAACUAGACACAUUCUCCAAACUUUCAGAGCAUGCAGAUCUGGAUUCAUGCAUUGUAGCCCUUCUUUCUCAUGGGGUUGAUGGUGCUGUGUAUGGGACUGAUGGCCAGCUGGUCCAGGUAUGUAUGUCAUCCUAAAUCCAUUAAUCACAUGAGAGUGGAUGAAGGCUUGUGGUGCGGAGUGGCCUGUAACUGAGGAGCAGUGGGGAUGAAGGCUUGUGCUGGGGAGCAGUGGGGAUGAAGGCUUGUGGUGAUGAGUGGGCCAGUAACUGAGGAGCAGUAGGGAUAAAGGCUUGUGGUGGGGAGCUGCGCAACAAUUGAGCAGACUUAUGGUGUGGAGCGGCCUGUAAAUGAGGAGUAGGCGAAAUGCAGGCUUGUGGUGGGAGUAUAUUGUAACUGAGGAGCAGGGGGUAGGAAAUAUUGUGGUGGGAGCAGCCUGUAACCAGGGCCGGACUGGGAAUUAAAAGCAGCCCUGGAAAAAAAAUAUUUACCAGCCCCAUAAUGCGUCGCACCAGCAUAGUGUGCAGAUACAGAGUUAGAACAGAUAACUUAAAAUUAAAAAGUACUUCAACGUAAAAAGCGCACUCAUAGGCUUCAAAAUAAACAAAAGUGCAGAUUUAUUUUAAGCAGACGUGCCUUUGCAUGUAAUCAAUGUUUCAGUCCAACUACCUUGACAUAUUAAGGAAAGCUUGUUAAUGGGACUGAAAUGGUGAAUGUAUGUAGGGCACAACUGUAAAAAAUGUUUAUUUUGAAGUCCUGUGGGUGUGCUCUUCACUUUAAAUGUUAUUGUGCUGGAGUAUGCACCUAGCAACAAGACUGGGCCAAUAUCUGCUCAUUACAUAUGGUACAUAUUAACCCCUUAAGGACUGGACUGUUUUUGCGAUGUUGUACAUUUGCGACCAGGCAUAUUUUUACACUUUUGUGGUGUUUGUGUUUGGCUGUAAUUUUCCGCUUUCUCAUUUACUGUUCCCAUACAAAUUAUAUAUUGUUUUUUCAGGACAAAAGGGGCUUUCUUUACAUACCAUUAUUUAUAUAAUCUCAUGUAUUUUAAUUUAAAAAAAAUAAAAAAAUAUGAUGAAAAAUUGAAAAAAAUACAUGUUUUUUGACUUUUACUUGAAAAUCUUUUACUCAUCUACAAAAGCGAAUGAAAAAAACUGCUAAAUAGAUUCAAAAUUUUGUCCUGAGUUGAAAAAUACCUAGUGUUUACGUGCUUUUUUGCUUUUUUUUGCAUGUUAUAGGGCUAUAGGUACAAGUAGGAUAUUGCGGUUUCAAAACAUACAUUUUUAAAAUUUAUCAAUAGUGACAUUGUAACACUAUUAUCUGUCAUAAAUCUCUGAAUAACACCCCACAUGUACAUAUUUUUUUUAAAGUAGACAACCCAGGGUAUUCAAUAUGGGGUAUGUCCAGUCUUUUUAGUAGCCACUUAGUCGAAAACACUGGCCAAAGUAAGCAUUCAUAUUUGUUUGUGUGUGAAAAAAGUAAAAAAACUAAAUUGAACGCUAAUUUUGGCCAGUGUUUGUGACCAAGUGGUUACUAAAAAAGACUGGACAUACCCCAUUUGCAAUACCUUGGGUUGUCUUCUUUUGCAAAUGGAAUGCCAUCAUGGGGGUAAUUCUCAUUCCUGGGCUACCAUACGCUCUCAAAGGCAACGUAACCAACCUGGCCAUUUUCAAUGUAAAAAUAUUUGACCCAUAUAUUUGACCUUGUAACUUUCAAAAAUGCUAUAAAACCUGUACAUGGGGGGUACUGUUUUACUCGGGAGACAUCGCUGAACACAAAUAUUAGUGUUUAAAACUGGAAAACGUAUCGCAACAAUUAUAUCAUCAGUAAAAGUGCUGUUUGUGUGUGAAAAAUGCAAAAAAAGUAACUUUCACUGACAAUAUCAUCACUGUGAUAUGUUUUACUGUUUUGAAUCACUAAUAUUUGUGUUCAGCGAAGUCUCCCGAGUAAAACAGUACCCCCAUGUACAGGUUUUAGGGUGUCUUAGAACCUUACAGGGUAAAAUACAGUGCUAGCAAAUUAAAUUCUCUGGAAUUUCGGCCUGGGUUGGCAGGCAGGUCCCUCAAAUUGCAAUCAAUAAAAUUACUGAAUUAUGUAAAAUAUUACAUAAAUACGCACGUAGAAUUUAAAUAUAUAUGCAUAUUUAUAUAUUUGAAGUCUACGUGUAUAUUUAUAUAAUUAUUUAUGUAAUUUUGUAUAUGGACGUAUGUAUAUUUCUUAUUAUUUUUAUUUAUUUUUAUAUUCAUAGAUAUAUAUACAAAUUCAUUCUAAGUGUAUUUUGAUAUAAAUAUAUAUAUAUUAAUUUUAAAAUACAGUUAGAAUAAAAUUUCAUAUAGGUAUAUAAUUUUUUUUAAAUUUUUUAUUAGUAUUUAAAAAAAAAUUUAUUUAAUUUAAAUUACUUAUUAUUUAUAUUUUAUAAUAAUAUAUAUAUACAAUAUAUAUAGUUAUUAUAUAUAUUAUAUAUAUACGUGUGUAAUUUAAUUAUAAGUGUAUUUUUAUAUUAAUAUAAGUACAUAUUAAUAUUAAAAUACACUUAGUAUGACAUUAUAUAUAUAUGAUAUAUAGACAUAUAUUAUAUAGAUAUAAUAUAUGUCUAUAUAUCAUAUUUAUACAUAUAUAAUUAUUAUUAUUUUUUUUAUUACCAUUAACUUUAAUUUUUUUUCUGAUUUUACACUAGCAGGGAGACUGCCUGUCAGUACAGGCAGUCCCCCUGCAGGCAGCACUAUGGACACCUAUUGUGACCAUGUGAUCGCUGUGUUAAGCGAUCACAUGGCCACAGGGGUCCUAAUCUGCCGUGGGGCUGCAGACAGUCUCCCCACAACCGGAGCCACGCUGAUCGCCGCCGGGGGAACGACGGCGAUCAGGUAAGUAGCUCUGACCGUUAGGACGGUUCAGGACCGUCAUCGGUCGGCAACGCAAAAAUGCCGAUGACGGUCCUGAACCGUCCUCGGUCCUUAAGGGGUUAAUGAAAUUUCUCUGUGUAUUAUGCAUUUAUAAAUGUACAUUCAUAUGUGUAAAUAUAAUAGGUAUAUAUAUAUAUAUAUAUAUAUAUAUAUAUAUAUAUAACUAAUACACACAUUAAUAUACAUGUCAUAUACUAGUGGCGGAUCCAGAGCCUGAGCCUAAGAGGGGCACUUGUAGAUUAUUUAAAGAAAUAUUCCAUGCACAAUAACCACUACUCCUCUGUGUAGUGGUUAUGGUGCCAGGAGCGUCGGCACCCCCUCCCAGAGUAAGUCGUCAAACCGUUUAAGAACAGUUUGACAACUUACCUGGAGUCUGCUGGGAUAUGGGGCUGUAGUAGGGUAUAGGAGCAGUGGUGCAAUGUGUGUGAAAGGUUCAGUGUGUGGGUGGGCAGUGUGUAAAUGUGUAUGGUGUGUGUGUGUGUGUGGGGGCAGUGUGUGAAUGUGUAUGGUGUAUGUGUGUGUGGGGCAGUGUAUGUAUGGGGCUAGAGUUCACUCCUACUACUGGGACCACCAGGAAGUGGUGAGAGUGAACUCUAGCCCGUAGCUCCAGGGCUAGAGUUCACCCUCGUGAGAGCCGGAGCGUUGCCCCAGGUCCUCUCUUCCUCCCCUGCCGACUGGCUGCACGGUGCCUGUGGAACGGGGAGGGAGAUCGGCCGGCAGGGGAAAGCUUUGGGGGGGGGGGCCCGUUGCCCCCCCCCCUCCAUCCACCAGUGAUAUAUACUGCCCCUAUGUGUGUCUCUUUAUCUCCAGCCCCUCUGUGUGCCUUUUUGUCUCCCCCAGUCACUCUGUAUGUUUCUUUCUCCCCUCUGUGUCAAUGUCUCCCCUCUCCUUCCCAGUCUCUCUCUCCCCCCUCUGCCUCUUUCUUCCCCUCCCCUUGUGUGUGUCUCUCUCAUUUCUCCCUCUUUGUCUCUCUCUUCCCCAUCUUCCUCUUUCACCCCCUUUCUCUGUGUCUCUCCUUCCUCCCCAUCUCUCUCCCUCCCCCUUUCCCUGUGUCUCUCCCCUCCUCCCCAUCUCUCUCCCUCCCCCCUUUCCCUGUGUCUCUCCCCAUCUCUCUCCCUCCCCCCUUUCCCUGUGUCUUUCCCUCCUCCCUCUUCCCUGUGUCUCUCCCCAUCUCUCUCCCUCCCCCCUUUCCCUGUCUCUCCCCUCCUCCCUCCCCCCUUUCCCUGUGUCUCUCUCCAUCUCUCUCCCCCCCUUUCCCUGUGGAUUGUGGUAGGGAGUGGGCCUGUAACUGAGGAGCUGGGGGGAGGAAGCGUUGUGGUGGGGAGCGGGCCUGUAACUGAGGAGCAGAGGGGAGGAAGUGUUGUGGUUGGGAGCGGGCCUGUAAUUGAGGAGCAGGGGGUGGAUGGAUUGUGGUGGGGAGUGGGCCUGUUACUGAGGAGCCUGGGGGAGGAAGUGUUAUGGUUGGGAGUGGGCCUGUAAUUGAGGAGCAGGGGGAAGAAGCAUUGUGGUGGGGAGCGGCCUGUAACUGAAGAGCAGGGCUAGGAAGGAUUGUGGUGGGGAGCGGCCUGUAACUGAAGAGCAAGGGGAGGAAGGAUUGUGGUGAGGAGCGGCCUGUAACUGAAGAGCAGGGGGAGAAAGGAUUGUGGUGGGCAGCGGCCUGUAACUGAAGAGCAGGGGGAGGAAGGAUUGUGGUGGGGGGCGGCCUGUAACUGAAGAGCAGGGGGAGGAAGGAUUGUGGUGGGGAGCGGCCUGUAACUGAAGAGCAGGGGGAAGAAGGAUUGAGGUGGGGAGCGGCCUGUAACUGAAGAGCAGGGGGAGGAAGGAUUGUGGUGGGGAGCGACCUGUAACUGAGAAACAGGGGGAGGAAGGAUUGUGGUGGGAAGCGGCCUGUAACUGAAGAGCAGGGGGAGGAAGGAUUGUGGUGGGGAGCGGCCUGUAACUGAAGAGCAGGGGGAGGAAGGAUUGUGGUGGGGAGCGACCUGUAACUGAGGAACAGGGGGAGGAAGGAUUGUGGUGGGGAGCGGCCUGUAACUGAGGAACAGGGGGAGGAAGGAUUGUGGUGGGGAUCGGCCUGUAACUGAUUACUAAAGUGCGAGUAGGAAUUGUAUUUAUUUGUUGUACGGUGUUUUCCUUGAUAUUUGCUAACGCUUUGUGUUUGUUUAAUAGCUGCAGGAUGUUUUUAGAAUUCUGGACAACGCUCACUGCCCACAUUUACAGAACAAGCCUAAAAUGUUCUUUAUACAAGCCUGCCGUGGAGGUGAGCUCUGCACAAACGUUGUUUUUUUCAAUUUAUAAUUUUUUUUUCUGUAGGUUUUUGCUGCCAGUGCUCUCUCAAUUCAAACGUUUUGGUUUGUACAACCUUUCAGAUUUCUGUUGUAUAUGCCAGUACAAACAAUGGAUGCUGCAGAAUUUGUGGCUUUUUAUGGUUAAUUUAUACAUUUCCAGCCAAAGCUGUAACCUAUUUAUUUCCAAUGCUGUUUUAAAUGGCUUCUUACUCCUAAAUGCACGAACAUGUCAGUCCUGUUUAAAGAGAGGCGGCUACUGGGGGAGGGGUGGGUUGAAUAGGUAGUUUAAGGGUUUAUUCACUAAACUAGGAGUUGUAAAUACACAAAGCACAUUAUAGGUCGAUUUAACCUAACUGGAAAAAUACUUUUGAAUUAUAAAAAUACGAUGUAGUAUGUUUGACAUGGCUACUGUGGAGUCCUGUCAUGUGUGAUAGAGAUAUACUGGAUACCGCACUCACCAAUUAACCCAGGUGUUCUGAAGCCAGGGCUGGCCAGGCCUCCCUUCCAAGAUAUACAGAAUAAAUAACGGUUCAGUCACACAUGGCAGAAUAAAUAACGGUUCAGUCACUCCACGAUAACAAAAAUAGCAGCUUUAUUGGGGGCAAAAACAGCAACGUUUCGAUCCUACCUAGCUUGAUAAAGACCCGGUAGGGUCAAAACGUUGCCGUUUUGCCCCCAAUAAAGCAGCUAUUUUUGUUAUCCUGGAGUGCCUGAACCGUUAUUUCUUCUGUCAUGUGUGAUGUCCAUAGAACUUAACCUUAGAUCACCCACUAUUAAGAUUAUUCACUAAACUGAAAAGAAUUCUGAUGGCAAAUUCAAAUUGAGGCGCCAAAAUUCAGGCUAAAAUAGCAAAUUUGGAAUCCUUCUCCAACUUAUCUAUAGUUUUAUGGCAGUUUUAACCUCAAACUUGAUUUCUGUUCAGUAUACUUGAUAAACAUUUUCGUGUCUUUUGCAACACGUAGCAUCCAGAAAGUGAAACAGAAAGUGUCGGGUAGGUAACCGCAAGCUAAAGUGUUUUGUGGGUCUAAAUGAUUCCUGUAUCUGAAGUCUGGAAUUUUUUGACAGAUUAUAUAAAAGUGGUGAUUUCUAUAGAAAUUGGCACUUUUAUAACUGGUGGCAGAAAACUGCUCCCUGGCUGCCACUUACACAGCUAAGGAGGCGGUUUUCUUCCACUUCCAUUAGCUCCACAGAAAUAACGAAAGUGGCCGGUGUGCUGGGCUUGAACUUACCCUCUUUCCCCCUUCUCAGUGAACAGCUGUACUAGAACUCAUUGAGAAGAAUUGGAAAGACGCAUGUGCACGUUCAUUGCUCCAGCACACUGGCUUCUCAAUGAAUAAUUCCAGUCUCAGACUGAAAUCUGUGUCGGUUAAAGAGGGGAGAACUUGCAGUGGCUACAGACAGUAGGUCUACAACCUUUGCAAGAUGCUUUUUAUUUUAUUUUUUAUUUCCAUAUAUCACCAAAGAAGAAAAAAAAAUACAUGCAUCUUUUCUAUGGGAGUACAUCUACUAAACAGUUAGGAAUUCCAAUGGAGUAUUCCUUUAAUAUGCCUAUGUGUUAAUUCAAUGUGAUUGUACACGUCCACUUUUGAUAUAAAUCCAUAUUCUUUAAGACAUAAGGAGGAAAUCAAAGUUUAAAGACCUCUCACAGUUUCUCAGGGAUGAUUUACUCCGCACAGGACACUGGUGGUGGUAUUUAUUUUAGGUGUUGCUAUUUUUGUAUAAUUAGGGAUUAUUUAUAAAAAAAAAAACCCAGAAGAGCCGUGAUGUUUCCUGCUGUUCUGAAUAAAUUUAACACGUUUCCAUCACAGAAGAGACAGACAGAGGAGUUGAUCAGCAAGAUGGCAGGGAGCAGUCUGCCUCUCCCGGCUGCGAAGAGAUGGACGCUGGAAAAGAGUCGGUGAAAGUGAAACUGCCAAAGCAGUCUGACAUGAUCUGUGCUUACGCAUGCCUCAAAGGUGAGGGGGCACUGUUACUUCCAGUCAUCCUUAAAGGCUUAUAGAGCACCAAUUAAACGAAGCCUGUUCCCAUCUAUCAAUUAGUUUGUUGGUUUCAAUAUAUUCUAUUAGAUCAAUCAUAUAUUUCAAUUGAAUCUCUAUUUUAUUAUUUUAUUUAAAACGGGGGUAGUCAAUCUUUUAAUACUUACCGCCCACUGGUGCAUCUUUGUUGAUGGUAACAUUUUCUUACCGCCCACUGGUGCCACAGUUACUAAAUUUGUUUAGCUGAAGUGCAAAUUUUUAAAAAAAAAAUUUUGCAAGGUUUUUUCUUUUUUUUUUUAAAUAUGCACUUAUUUAUUUAUUUAUUUUUGUAUCUACUUUAGGCAUGUUUAUACAUAUAUAAUUUAAUGAAUUUCCGCAUCUCCAUCAAUGCAGCGCCUGCCAGCUCGAGAACUGUUUAAAUUUAAGAAAAAUAAAGUUAAAUGUGAAAACAGUAAAGUUUAUUGAAAUUAUUAUUAAAUAUUUUGUAAAUAGAGGAAAUGAAAUUAUUUCAGAGUUUUCGAUGCCUGUGAGCAUGAUCUACACACCACCCAUUUCAUUAAGCUAAAGUUAUGGUACUUAGAGUGUUCCAUUAAGGACUGUGCAUACACACCUCCCAAUUUUGUGUUUGUCUUACUCAAAGUAAUUUUAUCAGUUUAGAAAAAGACAAUAAUUUAAAAAUAAGAAAAACCUUGUUACUAUUAUUUUGAAUUAUUUUUGUUUCCUUUCUAACUUUUUUUGUAUGUUUUCCUUAUCUCUGGCUCAGGGACUGUCUCUCUGCGGAAUACAAAGAGAGGAUCCUGGUUUGUAGAAGCACUUAUCUCUGUUUUUUCUCAGCAUGCCAAGAACACACAUGUGGCCGACAUGUUGGUGAAGGUAAUAAUCCGUUACAUUCUGUGUGUAGUCCAGGGAUCGAUGAAGUUAGGAGCUGGGUUAUAUUUAUUUUAAAAACACUCCAUAUAUGUAUCCUUUCAUUGGCUACAAAUAAACGGCCAUCACAAAUGUGAUAAAUGCAUGCAUGAGUAAUAUAUGGCUCCUAACAAGUUCUGGUCUUGUAGUUGUUCCUCUUCCUUCACCAUGCAACCUCAACUUUCCAAUUACUUAACCAUGAUGUACCCUCUGCUACUGCUGCUGUAUUUGGGUCUGCCUGCUAAACAGUAAGCUGUGAUGAGUUGACAAAUGAUAUAAAACAUUCGGCCAAAAUUGCAAAGUUGCAAAAAAAAUCUCUACAUUUUUAGUUGUCACUCAUCACAGCUCCCAGCAAAUCAGUUCUACACUCCAAAGUGUGUCUGGAUGAAUGGUACUGCGGCUCUGACCCUGAAUAUCCCAUAUAGCUUCAUCCUUCAUCUUUUAUUCUCCAUGCUGUACACGCACAACUACUUAAUUCCAUUUUACAGCACUAAGCAAUAUGUUGGCGCUCUUUAAAUAAUAGUUUGUGUCUUCCUUUCAUACUAAGCUCCAAGGUUUUAGUAACAUCACGACUGUUUUACAUGGCUGUAGUGCUGGGUUCUGGCAGCAAUUAGACUGUUGGUUUCCUGAUUUUAUCAAAUUAAUCGUGAUUGUUAAGCAAUGCCUUAGACGUGGGAAUGUAACUAGUGAAUUCACUGUUCUUUCCCUGUUUAGCUUUUAAAUGAAAGCCCCUUUGUCAAUGUCAUGUGCUGAUGUAUGUGUGUAAUGGGUCGCACAUCCUGACUCUUGUGGUGUCUUUUUUAGGUGAAUGCUUUGAUAAAAGAGCGGGAGGGACACGCUCCGGGCACCGAAUUCCAUCGCUGUAAAGAAAUGUCCGAAUAUUCCAGUACUCUGUGCCGCAAUCUCUACCUUUUCCCUGGCAUUCCUGGCUUAUAAUGGUUCUGUAAAUACUGCCACAACGAGCCAGCUCUUAGAUACAUGGUGUUUGCAAUAUGCGAAUAUGCUUUAUUUUUUUGCAGAAAUCUUCUUGUCUUCCAGAUUUUUUUUAUGUACAUUUUUUUAUAACUGAUAAAUAUUGUAUAUCUGAUAGUAUUAUGAUACUAUUGCGGCUCGGUUGCUUUCCCAAAGAGUUACUCUCACUGAGUGAGAGAAUUCCGGAGUGUCCACUUAUUUUAAACCCAAUGUACUACAGAGGUUCUCACUGGUUUCUGUUCAAUCAGGAAAUCUAUGGAGCUUAUUCCUUAACAUAGUACAUGGUACAUGUUAUUGGGGUUCUUUUUACCAAGCUAUCUCUGAUUGAUAAAGCAUUUCUGAUUCAGGGGUGCAAGCUUGUAGGGACCCUUUAUUCCUUAACCUGGUAUUAUGCCAACAGUUCCAAACCCCUCUCCCCCCCCACUGACACUUUUACAAAUCAUAACUUUGUAUUAUUAUUUCGCCUGAACGGCCUGUAGAGAAUAAGCCCCUUUCCGUUAUUUUACGGGGGCCGAUUUUCCAAGUGACGGGAAAUUAGACAUUCCACAACAAUCGUCACACAAUAAACCAGUGGAUACACCCUUACUCGCAGUAUAAUUACUGUAUUUUACAAAACUAAAUUUAUAUUUAAUAAUGAAUACAGCUCGUAUUCCAAAUAUCAUGUGCAUGUUUUUGUCCUGAACCACCUUCUAAAACAUUGGCAUAUACUUAAUGUCAAAAAUGUCACGGGACCAGCUACGUUUAUUGCGUCCGCCUUUGUGGCGACCUCUGUCUCAGGUCUGUCUCACACUGCCAAUGUUCUAUGUGUUUAUGCUCACCAAACCUUUUCUGCUAACAGGAUGUGUUAUAUACCAUAUGUCACUUUAUUUUAUACAACUAUCAAAUGAUAAUAAAUUUUUUAUUACAAUUCGUGUUUUGACAGGUCAUUCUCUGAACAGAAACAUUUAAUGUAAAGCUGAAGGAUUAAUGGGAGCCAAAUUGUUUCAUCAUUAAAAAUGCAUAUCAGUAUGUUUAAAUGGUAAAAACCCAAUUAAAUUGUCUGAUUUUAAUGAAUGCAUUGUUUGUAGACCUCUUACAGUGCUUGAAGAGGAAAUUACUUCUAUCUGGAAGGCAGGGACUCCCAUUCUCCCUACAGAUUACCCACAGGUAACUGCGACCAG